Messenger RNA from Corylus avellana, 1139 nucleotides. RefSeq names its product vacuolar iron transporter 1-like. Gene Ontology annotation, biological process: intracellular manganese ion homeostasis. Gene Ontology annotation, molecular function: manganese ion transmembrane transporter activity. The record is from RefSeq and is a predicted model, not a curated record. NCBI's taxonomy places the organism in Eukaryota, Viridiplantae, Streptophyta, Magnoliopsida, Fagales, Betulaceae.
UUCUUCUGUUUUUUUCCUCUUAAAGGAAGAAACAUACGACAGUGUUGGCACAGCAAAUAGGCCAAAUAAGAUCACGCGCAACCGCAUCUCUCCCGUGUCUGGAAUCUUUCCCCACACGGCGGGCCACACAACGGAAACGGCAAACCCUCCUCCUUUGUUGAAUUUAUACGCAUACAGACAACCUCAUUAAUCUAACGCUUUCUCUUCUCUCUCAAGCUCAAACCACAGCUUCUUCAAUGGCCGCCAGCGAAGAACGAAGAGCGCUUGAACCCGAGAAGCAAAGGCUGCUCAACCAGCACAAAGAGAAGCACUUCACUGCCGGCGAGAUCGUCCGUGACAUCAUCAUCGGCGUUUCGGACGGGCUCACCGUGCCAUUCGCCCUGGCCGCUGGCUUGUCCGGCGCCAAUGCCACGUCCUCCAUCAUCCUCACUGCCGGCAUCGCAGAAGUCGCCGCCGGCGCUAUCUCCAUGGGACUUGGCGGAUAUCUUGCGGCGAAAAGCGAAGCUGAUCUCUACGUGAGGGAGCUGAGGAGAGAGGAAGAAGAAAUAGUUGCGGUUCCUGAUACAGAGGCGGCGGAGGUGGCGGAGAUACUGGCACAGUAUGGGAUAGAGCCCCAUGAAUACGGGCCAGUUGUGAACGCUCUCAGGAAGAAGCCCCAGGCAUGGGUUGAUUUCAUGAUGAAGUUUGAACUUGGAUUAGAGAAACCUGAUCCAAGGAGAGCACUACAGAGUGCACUUACAAUCGCAAUUGCUUACAUCUUGGGUGGAUUUGUGCCGCUGGCUCCUUAUAUGUUCAUUCCAAGGGCUAGAGAUGCUGUGGUUGCUUCUGUUGCGGUGACCUUAGUGGCAUUGCUAAUCUUCGGCUACGCCAAGGGCUACUUCACAGGGAAUAAGCCCAUCAUCAGUGCCUUGCAAACUGCUCUCAUUGGAGCCAUUGCUUCUGCAGCCGCUUUUGGCAUGGCAAAAGCUGUCCAUCCAUAGUCUUCUAGCUACCAUUCCAUAAUAAUAAUAAUGCUUCUUCUUCUUCUUUAGAGAGUUUUUGGCUUGUAAGUAUGUAUCCCUUCUGGCUUCUGCUGUGUUUCAAAACUUGGACAUUUCUUUGUUUUUAUCCUUCUAGUUUGAUCUUGAUUUACAAGAGUA